AUGCCUCUACUGGGUACAGUGCUCCCUGAACAGCUCGAACCGGCCUAUUUCAAGUCCCUCGAAGAACUAGACGAGUGGUCUUCAUCCCCACAUUCCACCUACGACACUGUACUUCCAUACAAGCCCCGCUCAUUGACAGUUUCAUCACAAACUUCCGAGUUGCAUGGCAAACUCUUGGUAUGCCACGACUAUAAAGGAGGCUACACAGAAAGCCCUCAUUCCUUCGCCUACACGUUUAAUUUUUGGUCUCUCUGCGAUACAUUCGUUUACUUUUCACACUAUCGUGUCACGAUACCCCCACCAGGAUGGAUUUCAGCUGCUCACAGACAGGGAGUUAAGAUGCUAGGAACCUUAAUCUUUGAGGGUGAUGGCGAACAAGAUUGCUUGAGACUAUUGGUUGGAAGGUUACCGAAAUCCAAGACUGGCCCCGCAGCACGGACCUCAACGUCGACAUCCUUACCCUUAUCUCCCCACUACGCACGAUUACUUGCCGACCUCGCUAAAAAAAGAGGAUUCGACGGAUAUCUGCUCAAUUUUGAAUGUCCCCUUCGCGGUGGGAUAGAGCAGACCAGAGCACUGGCGGCUUGGAUAACUAUACUUAGGCGUGAGCUGGUUGAAGGGGUGGGCAAGUACGCAGAGGUCGUGUGGUACGAUAGUGUGGUGAUUACGGGUCAACUCGCCUGGCAAGAUCGACUGAACAACUAUAACCUACCAUUCUUCCUCUCUUCAUCCUCAAUCUUUACAAAUUAUACUUGGAGAAACAACUACCCCUCUCUUACGGCGCAAUAUUUUCUGACUUUAGAUCCUUCUCUCGUGUCGAACGAGUCAAAUGUGCAGGUUUCUACCAAGAGCUUGCAAGAUAUAUACGUUGGCAUCGACAUCUGGGGACGCGGGUCGCACGGAAACGGAGGUUUCGGCGCCUACAAAGCUCUUUCGCACAUCGAGCCUAGCUCACUUGGCCUUAGCGUCGCCAUCUUUGGACAGGCCUGGUCAUGGGAGAGCGAGCAAGACAAACCUAGUUUUACUUGGGAGUCUUGGUGGGAUUACGACCGUAAGCUCUGGGCCGGAGUUAUAGACGACAAUGAGACUGUACAAAUCCCCGACUGUCCGAUGAAGAAAGGGGAAGAAGCGUGCACUCAUGGAGCGUUUGUUCCUUUUAAGGAAUUUUUCAAAGCCCAGCCACCUCCCAAUGUUGACCAUAUACCAUUUCACACUACGUUUUGUCCUGGUGCAGGUAGGAAGUGGUUUGUGAAUGGCAAGGAGGUAUUUGUGCAAGCCGGCGGUGGAGGGUGGACUGAUGUGGAUAAACAGACUAGUCUGGGUGAUCUGGUGUGGCCGAAACCUGAGAUCACUUGGGAUGCGCAGGCAGAUCCUCCGGAGGGAGUAUCUCUCCCGAGUGUCCUCGCAAAGGUGGACAUGCGUGAUGCGUGGAACGGUGGAAGUUCGUUGCGAAUGGUCAUGAGCGACCCUGGUUCGCAGUCUGAAAAUGCAGUAUUCCGCUGUGUGAGGGUUCCUAUCCAGUCGUUGACGGUCACAGCGAACAUGGAGUACGAAGCCACCGCUAUUUACAAGGUCGAUAAGGAACUUUCCUUCGAUGUUGACGCUAGUCUCUCGGUGAAGGCUCUUUCCUCUAAAUCCACGUUUCAAAUUACUCCCACUUCCGAGAACGAUAGUCACGUCGGCAACGGCUGGAUGAAAUUGGCGAUUCAGUUCACUCUAUUAGAUGCCGAUGCGCCUUCCGAAGGGAUGCUUAUUUCCCUGGGAUUCACCCUCGCCAUUGUAACUGAGGAUCCCAGUCAGCCUUUCGAAUUGCCUAUCCUUCUCGGCCAGCUCAACGUACAUCCGUCUUACCCGAUAAAUAUACCGAAGCAUACGCCGAUGAUUCUAUGGGUAGAUUUCAGCCGAUCCACCUCUGAACUUUCUGGUAUAAUAUCCUACGAAACUGCAACUUCACUUCCCCUUCCUGUCCAACCUUCCAUCGCAUCUUCCGAAGACCCUGUACCUGCCUGGGUGACCCAACCCACUUCAAUGCAGUGGUUCACUAGGUUGAUGUAUGCUAAUAUCUACGCACAAUGGUUUGACCCUCUUGUGUCUACUCCACUUCCAAGCGACGCAGUUUGGAUCGGAACGACAAAAUACGGAUUGGGCGGAAGAAAAAAUGUGUUCGAUGUUCAGCGGGAGAACCUACCCCCUUCUGUGCAAGGGCAUGGAAGGAAGGGAAGAGUCAGGGUUUAUGUACAGGGUGUAUCGGAAACUGGCGAGGUUAUGAAGUGGGAGCAGUGUGCAUAUGUGGAUAUCGAGUGA
Marasmius oreades (fairy-ring Marasmius) is the source of this 2304-nucleotide messenger RNA. RefSeq lists its product as uncharacterized. Gene Ontology annotation, biological process: protein deglycosylation. Gene Ontology annotation, cellular component: cytoplasm. The record is from RefSeq and is a predicted model, not a curated record. Bases 1 to 2304 code for a protein of 767 amino acids. NCBI's taxonomy places the organism in Eukaryota, Fungi, Basidiomycota, Agaricomycetes, Agaricales, Marasmiaceae. The transcript is spliced from 9 exons. Gene Ontology annotation, molecular function: mannosyl-glycoprotein endo-beta-N-acetylglucosaminidase activity.